Macrosiphum euphorbiae (potato aphid) is the source of this 276-nucleotide messenger RNA. NCBI's taxonomy places the organism in Eukaryota, Metazoa, Arthropoda, Insecta, Hemiptera, Aphididae. The record is from the annotation of a GenBank genome assembly.
AUGUAUUUACUAUGGAAAGAGGAAUUAACGUCAAGAUUUGGAAUUGGUGCUUGCUUUUCAACAUGUCCUAAAUAUGCACACAGACAUUCAAGUUCAGAUGGAGCAUUUAUGAUUUGCAAAGUGCUUACAAAGAAAAUAGAAGUGGUAGAUGUCAACUAUAACUUGGAUGUACCGACAAAUUGUGAAAAUGAUACUUCUUUGAGUAAAACAGGUAAAGUAUAUGUUAAAUAUGAUGACAACACUUUUUACCCAGAGUUUAUUGUUUAUUAUCGUUAG